AUGUUGGAUGAAGAGUGGCUGAUAGCCGGCCAGUGUGUAGAGAGCAGUGUAUCCCGAAUGGCAGUGGUUGGUCGAAUCAGAGGAUACGAUGAUGUCGCGCGAGCUAAAAUAGCCUCGGAGCCCUCCCCGUGGUGUAACUCGGAUCCUUCGAGCCGCCGCUAUCCCUCUCACUCUCACUUACUGACAGUCAUCAGAAUGUCGAAGGCCGCCAAGAAGAAGUCGAGCAAGAAGAGAUCCGGAUCUGAGGCCGCCCAGUUCGAUCAGAAAACCAUCAAUGAAUUCAAAGAGGCCUUCGGUAUUAUGGAUCAGAACAAGGACGGUAUCAUCGACAAGAAUGACCUCAAGGAUCUCUACGCCACUAUGGGACAAAUUGCCUCUGACAAGCAGAUUGACGACAUGAUCAAGGAGGCACCUGGACCGAUCAACUUUACCGUCUUCCUUACCCUGUUUGGAGAGCGAUUGACAGGAACUGAUCCCGAGGCGACAAUUAUCGGUGCCUUUGCCAUGUUCGAUAAGAAGGAGACUGGAAAGCUGAAGGAGGAAGAUUUGUUGAAAAUUCUUCAAAACAGGCGAGGAGAACCGCUGGAUGAGGAAGAAAUCAAAGCUAUGGUAAGCCACCAAUUGAGAAUGGCGAAGUCGACUACAAGGCAUUCGCUCAUCUCAUAA
Molecule: messenger RNA, 666 nt
Organism: Cooperia oncophora
Lineage: Eukaryota; Metazoa; Nematoda; Chromadorea; Rhabditida; Trichostrongylidae
Source: the annotation of a GenBank genome assembly